Xenopus tropicalis (tropical clawed frog) is the source of this 1323-nucleotide messenger RNA. It is a transcript of the gene tmem179, whose product is annotated as transmembrane protein 179. The coding region runs from base 333 to 1031 and encodes 232 amino acids. The record is from RefSeq and is a predicted model, not a curated record. Lineage: Eukaryota; Metazoa; Chordata; Amphibia; Anura; Pipidae. The transcript has 4 exons. Gene Ontology annotation, cellular component: membrane.
UUUACACUCUCAUACACACAUAUUCAUAUAAUAACAAUAUCUUAAUCAUUCUCCCCUACCCAACAUUUCAAUAUUGUAGCCCUGUGUGGGUUAAAGAGGAUCUUUUGCUGACUGUAGAGGCAGCAGUGGAAUUGUCUGUGGUGCUGAUGGGAAAGCUUUCAGCCUGAGCCUGUGUUGAUGAAUGCAAGCGCCCAGCCAGCUCCCUCCCGACAUCCUGCUGCAGAUUUAGAGAUUUAUAACAUCUAAUUGAGAUCAUGUCACCGACGUGAUACCUCUCUGGGGGAUGAAAGCAGUUCCCUGUUUGCGCAGCCUCUAUCUUGCAGCUGGAAAAUAUGGCGCUGAACAAUUUUCUCUUCGCCCAAUGUGUCCUCUAUUUUCUGGCAUUUUUGUUCAGCUUCAUCGCUGUGAUCCCUCUGACUGAAAACAGCACUGACUUCCAUGGAAAAUGCCUUCUGUUCACUGAGGGCAUGUGGCUCAGCGUCAAUAUUACAAUGGAGAGGGAGCACUUCACAGUGGAUGAGUGGGGGCCAGAGUCUGCCUGCAGGUUCAGUGUAUUCACCGGGCUUCUGUCAUUGCUGGCUUCUGCCGUGCAGGCCUGGAGGAGCCUCUUCUUCCUUUGCAAGGGCCACGAGGACUCUUUCUUUUACGCCUUCCUGAAUCUGCUGAUCAGCUCCUUUGUGGUUUUUGUCAUAUUUAUUGCCAGCACCAUUGUUAGUGUUGGAUUUAACAUGUGGUGUGAUGCCAUCACAGAAAAAGGAAGCCUUCCUCAAAGUUGUGAAGAACUUCAGGACCGAGACCUAGAACUUAACUUAGAAAACUCAUCUUUCUAUGAUCAGUUUGCCAUUGCACAGUUUGGAUUGUGGGCAGCCUGGCUGACUUGGCUGGGAAUAACCAUUCUGGCAUUCUUGAAGGUUUAUCACAACUACAGACAAGAGGACCUCCUGGACAGUUUGAUUCAUGAAAAGGAGCUGCUGAUAGGGAAAUCAUCUUCAAGAAAUUCUAUGCAGGAAGAAAAAAGUGGCAUAAUUUAAUUUCAGUGAAUACUGCACAAAGUACCACGUGUCUGAAUCACUAGUCAGUGUAAAGUAUUCCUAUCUAUAAUGCUGAUUUCUAACUGGAAGUAGCUGGGUGGAAUCUUGGUGGCAGAAAUCUAACCAGAACUCUGGUGUAAUGUACUGUAUGCUGAUUGGGGCAAAGGCAUAAUAUUCUUAAAUGGGAGCUGUUUAUGGACAGGAGUGCCUUCUUGUAAUUUAAAAAAUAUUAUUUAAAUAGCAUGAAAUGUGCAGAAUGGGAAAAAAAAACUUUUGUUCUGUUUUAAUAAGU